Verruconis gallopava is the source of this 1367-nucleotide messenger RNA. RefSeq lists its product as uncharacterized. Lineage: Eukaryota; Fungi; Ascomycota; Dothideomycetes; Venturiales; Sympoventuriaceae. The record is from RefSeq and is a predicted model, not a curated record. The coding region runs from base 250 to 1185 and encodes 311 amino acids. The transcript has a single exon.
AAAAAUGGCCAAAAGCCUGGACGACAUAUGAUCUGUGUAGUUAACGCGGAGGGCGGAAACCAAAAGGGCGAGUGUGUUCGAGCUCUAGAGGUUGAGAGAAGGUGUGUGUUUUCAAGACCAGACUGGGUUUAUCUGAUUCAGAACGUCAAGCUCACCGAGAGCUGCAUUGUGCCUGACGCAAAAAUCUCCCCGCAUCUCAGUUAUCAGCUGCUCCACCCAUCGUCACAUCGAGAAUAAUUCCCCUUGAUCAUGGUCUCGGCAGCUGCUAUCCAAGCCGGCACGUUGCACAGAUACUCGAAGCGACUCGUCGCUUUCGAGCACCGUGCAUCGUCGGAUGAUGCGCCAAAUAACAUGAUCCUCUGGGUUGGUGGUCUGGGCGACGGAAUCCACACCGUUUCCUACCCUUCGAUUUUGGCACAAAAUCUACCCCGUGGCUGGACUCUCGCCCAGGUGCAGUUGCUCUCGUCCCUGAACGGAUGGGGAACGGGCUCGUUGCAGCGCGACGCGAAGGAAUUGGCGCAGUGCGUCGACUAUUUCCGGAGGUUGAAAGGCGAAGGUAGCAAGAUUGUCGUCAUGGGCCACUCAACCGGUUGUCAGGACUUGAUGGAGUAUGUGACCGGCAAAGGGCGCGAAGGACGGCCUCGGAUCGACGGCGCGAUAUUGCAAGCACCCGUCAGCGACCGGGAGGGAUUGCACAGCACAAUGACCGACGCAGCUCGCAGGCAAAUAAUUGAGACGGCCCAGAGAUUCGUCGAGGAAGGCCGAGAGAGCGAUCCGCUGCCUUCAUCGAUCUCAGGAACCUACCUUGGACGGCUCCCCAUCUCGGCCUAUAGGUGGUUAAGUCUGCUGUUGGAGAACGGCGACGACGAUUACUUCAGCAGUGACCUAUCCGACGAGAGGCUCGCGUUGACUUUCGGGGCCUUUCCUCCCCACACACCGUUGCUCAUCUUGUUUUCUGGGGCCGAUGAACACGUCCCAAAGUCGGUAAACGUUGAAGAGCUUCUGGGUCGAUGGAGUCGGGCCGUCCAAAGUUCAAACGGCGUGUUGAGCAGUUCAUCCGGCGUCAUACCUGGAGCGCACCACAACCUCGAACAAGAUCCAGAAGAGACCGUGCAGGAGUUGGUGAGAAGGGUGGUGGCGUUUACGCAAGAACUAGAUUGUUCUAUAUCAUCAAAGCUAUCGUGAUCUCUGUACCAUGGGCAAACUGCACGACGCCGAAUGAAACCGAACGUGAUUGUCUGGGGCCGGUGACAUUUGUGAAAUAUACGAUUUGAAUUUCUAGGGUAUACUACAAGCAUCUCGAGAACGUGACAGAGCUAUAAGCGCAUCCGAUCUAUCGUAGCAGCCAAACCUAUCUCUGUUCCACC